AUGACAAGAACGGAUUCAGAAACUGAGUCGGACGAUAUAUUUAAGUCAAGGUUGAGGCUGGUCGAGAGAAGGGGGUCGAUCUUACUCCUCUCCCUCCCUAUCUAUCUAUCUAUCUAUCUAUCUAUCUAUCUAUCUAUCUAUCUAUCUAUCUAUCUAUCAAAAAUUCUAUUGCUAUUUUUUUCUUAUGUAUUUAUGCUAAUUCUUUGUAAUUUCUUUCUUUCUUUCUUACCUAUCCUUUCUUUCUUUCUUUCUUUCUUUUCUGUUUGUUUUUAUUUUCAUUUUCUACCUUUCUAUUAUCGCUUUGUUAUCUCUUUCAUCCGGUUUCAUUUGCUUUCAUUUUACCAACUUUCCUUCCUUCCUUCAUUUCUUUCUUUCUUUCUUUCUUACCUAUUCUUUCUUUCUUACCUAUCCUUUCUUUCUUUCUUUCUUUCUUUCUUUCUUUCUUUCUUUCUUUUCUUUUUGUUUUUAUUUUCAUUUUCUACCUUUCUAUUAUCGCUUUUUUAUCUCUUUCAUCCGGUUUCAUUUGCUUUCAUUUUACCAACUUUCUUUCCUUCCUUCAUUUCUUUCUUACCUAUUCUUUCUUUCUUUCUUUCUUUCUUUCUUUCUUUCUUUCUUUCUUUCUUUCUUUCUUUCUUUCUUAUUUUUCAUUUCCUCUUACUCAACUCUCGAUCUUUGCUCUUAUUUAACAAUUCCUCUUUCUUUCUUUCUUUCUUUCUUUCUUUCUUUUUCUUUCUUUCUUUCUUUCUUUCUUUCUUACCUAUUCUUUUUUUCUUUGUUUCUUUCUUUGUUUCUUUCUUUCUUAACCCAUACUUGAUCUCACUUCCACUUAAUCAUUGUAUUCUUGUCCGCAAUGACUGA
Acanthosepion pharaonis is the source of this 858-nucleotide messenger RNA. Lineage: Eukaryota; Metazoa; Mollusca; Cephalopoda; Sepiida; Sepiidae. The record is from the annotation of a GenBank genome assembly.